Messenger RNA from Selaginella moellendorffii, 760 nucleotides. Its product is annotated as farnesylcysteine lyase-like. The annotation marks the transcript as partial. The record is from RefSeq and is a predicted model, not a curated record. Gene Ontology annotation, molecular function: prenylcysteine oxidase activity. The transcript is spliced from 3 exons. NCBI's taxonomy places the organism in Eukaryota, Viridiplantae, Streptophyta, Lycopodiopsida, Selaginellales, Selaginellaceae. Gene Ontology annotation, biological process: prenylated protein catabolic process; prenylcysteine catabolic process.
GAUGGUUUGAUCAAGCUCUCGAAUGCCUCUCUCGGUUUAAGUGAUACGGUGUUAUCAGUCGUGAGCAAAGAUGGAGUCUACGAGGUGAUGAGCUCGUCUGGGAAAAACAGGACGUGCAACGCCGUGAUUAUUGCCGCCUCCUUAGACGAAGAGAAAAUCGUUUUCAGUCCAUCCGUCGAUCUACCCAAACGCUCGAUGCAUCACACUUUCGUUACAUUCGUUCGUGGGCUCGUCAGUCGGGAUUACUUUGGUCUCAAGGAUGCAAAACUACCGGACUUAAUCGCUACGUUGGAAGUGCCCGGCAUUCCAUUUAUAUCUAUUUCGGUUCUUAAGAGCUAUAAUGCCACCGACAACGCUUACAAAGUCUUUUCCCGAGCAUCGUUGUCCGAUGAGUUCCUGGACAAACUCUUCAGCGUGCGAAGGAAAACCAUUCGACUCAACUGGGCGGCCUACCCCCAGUACAACGCGCCAGAAACCUUCGCUCCAGUCAUUCUUGAUGGCAAUCAUCUCUACUAUGUCAAUUCGUUUGAAAACGCCGCGAGCACAAUGGAGACGAGCGCUGUUGCCGCAGAGAAUGUCGCACGCCUUCUCCUCAUGCGCUUGUCCACUGAUGGCGCCGUGUUCAACUCUGGACUCAACACCAUGGCGAAACGUGGCUCAGAAGAACUGUAGACGCUGAAUUACUGGUGACACACGGCUUUUUCUUGUGUGAAAAGAAUGUGUGGACAUUUUCUCUUGACUAUUUUGUAUGUCGUGUGCA